Daldinia caldariorum is the source of this 2077-nucleotide messenger RNA. Its product is annotated as glycoside hydrolase family 51 protein. Gene Ontology annotation, biological process: L-arabinose metabolic process; polysaccharide catabolic process. The record is from RefSeq and is a predicted model, not a curated record. NCBI's taxonomy places the organism in Eukaryota, Fungi, Ascomycota, Sordariomycetes, Xylariales, Hypoxylaceae. The transcript has 2 exons. The coding region runs from base 532 to 2037 and encodes 501 amino acids. Gene Ontology annotation, molecular function: alpha-L-arabinofuranosidase activity.
AGCGUACAUAAUGCUAGCAUGUAUCUACGUACCCUCAUCCCUUAACCAUUCUCAUCUCACUUCUUCAACCUUGGAAACAACCUUGGAAAUAUUUACACAUUCAACUACCUAUUCUAGUUACCUCUCUUAGACCCAUAACGAACGUUUCAGGAACAAUAAACCCCUGGCUUUCUCAUCUCGGCCUCUGUCGAACCAAAAAAAAAAAAAAUAACUGAACACGGGACCAGAUGAACUCCUUAGUCGCGCCUCAUUAUGCGCACCAAUCGGCGACCCCCGCGGACCAGAUUCUCCCGAAUGGCACAACUCUCCCCGUACCCGCUCCGGUCGACGGUGGACCCUGAUACGAGAGGGGAGAGGAGCGUAGCGGAGGGCACCCUAAUGCUAUAUGAACAACAAGUGAGCCCGGACUGAUGAUAGUAUUUGCUCUCAAGUCCAUUCCCCUAUACCACCCAUCCUUCAGGCUUGAGAUUAUAAUAAGGGAAACGGAAGUAACUUAAUAGACUUAUUCUAAGCCAAGCCAUAAUAAUAAUAAUGACCACCUUCACCAAGAUCACGGGAGAUGAGACUCCCCUCAUCGAGGUGGAUGCGGCUAAGCGCCUGUCUAAGAUAGAUCCCAUGAUAUAUGGUGGUUUUACCGAGCACAUGGGCCGAUGCAUCUACGGAGGUAUCUACGAUCCGUCUAACCCGCUAUCCGACGAGGACGGCUUCCGGACGGACGUGCUCUCGGCGCUGCGGGAGCUCGACAUCCCCGUGGUACGGUACCCCGGCGGCAACUUCGUCGCGACGUACCACUGGCAGGACGGGGUCGGCCCGCGCGACAAGCGGCCCUCGCGCCCGGAGCUCGCGUGGCUGGGCACGGAGACGAACCAGUUCGGCACCGACGACUUCAUGCGCUGGCUCGACAAGCUCUCGGCCGGCAAGCCGCGGCGCGUCGAGCCCUACCUCUGCCUCAACAUGGGCACCGGCACGCUCGACGAGGCCCUCGCCUGGGUCGAGUACUGCAACGGCACCCGCGACACCCACUACGCCAACCUGCGCCGCGCCAACGGCCACCCCGAGCCCUACCGCGUCCGCUACUGGGCCCUCGGCAACGAGGUCUGGGGCCCCUGGCAGGUCGAGCAGAUGACCAAGGAGGACUACGCCAAGAAGGCCGCCCAGUGGGCCAAGGCCCUGCGCCUGCUCGACCCCGCCAUCCGCCUCGUCCUCUGCGGCCAGGACGGCCAGAGCUCCUGGGACCACCACGUCCUGCGCGAGUGCGUCGGCUGCGUCGACAUGCACAGCAUCCACGUCUACACCGCGUCCGCCGACCACCUGCGCAACGCGACCGCCCCGCUGGCCGCCGAGCGCGCCAUCCAGAUCACCGCGUCGCUCGUCGACCUCGCGCGCAUCGAGAACAAGAUCCCGCCCGCCAAGCCCCCGACCAAGAUCUGCUUCGACGAGUGGAACGUCUGGGACCCGGAGCGCGCGCCCGGCGACCGGGGCGCCGAGGAGCAGUACACGCUGUCCGACGCCCUGGCCGUCGGCGUCUGGCUCAACGUGUUCGUCCGCCAGAGCCGGUACCUCGGCAUGGCGAACAUCGCCCAGACCGUCAACGUCAUCAGCCCGCUCGUCACGACCGAGCGCGGCCUCGUCCGCCAGUCCACCUGGUGGCCGCUGCUGCUCUUCAGCAGGUACAUGCGCGGCUGGACCGUUGCGACGCACGUGCGGUCCGGCGCCUACGAGGGGGAGACGACGCCGGCUUGGCUCCAAGGCACGCUGGGCGAGGCGGGCGCGCCUUGGCUCGACGUUAGUGCCGCCCUUGGUGACGACGGCUACGUGAAUCUAGCCGUUGUCAACAUCAGCGAGACGGAAGACUUCGCUGUCCAGCUAAAAGGGGUUGGGACCGACGUGACUGUGUACACUGUGUCUGGAGCACAGGUUAGUUCUACGAAUAAAGAAGGCAAGGAAGAGGUCAGCUUGUCGGAAGGGAAAUGGGACGGUCAAGGGAAAUAUAAGUUUGCAAAGCACACGUUCACAUUAUUAAGAUGGAAGUCAUAAAGCUUAGCUUAGCUUGGCUUCUGCUUCAAACGAUACAAUA